UGCUAUUUGUGUAACACGCGACAGAAGAGAGCUCAGCAUGGUUGUCUCAUGGUACAGUUAUAUGUAUUCUUAUUAGUAAUUUUUUUUAAGGAAUGUAUUUUCAGAGAGCGAUAGAUAUAUAUUUUCCACAUAUAUAUAUUUAGUAUUUUGCGCCUUACCAUGAAUGUCACGGGUCUGCGUUGUCGCUAGAAAGCUUCAAAAUAAUGUAAACAUCUGAAGAAAUUAAUUAUUGCAAGUAAGUUCGUGCUCGGUGUAAUAUAGAAAAAAGCUUAGUGCUUUAUUAUUUAUUAGCUUAAUUUGAUAAAACCCUUAAGAUGUCUGAAGUUAAGCUGAAGAAACAUGUCGAAAAUAUUCAUAUUAAUGGUCAAUCCAAAAAUAAUAAAAAACAGAAACAUGAAAACAAUAAAAAAGCGUUCUUCUACGAUACAAAAACAGUUGUAAAGAAGAAAACGAAACCAGCAACUGUAAAGAGAAACAUUACACCCCCGACAAAAGUGGAGGAGUAUUCGUGCAACUGGAAGAAGUUACUGCAGACUCUUGCCGCAAAUCCUGAGAAGAAGAAUGAAGACACAAAACAGGCAAAAGAUGCAAACGUUAAAGGAAAGCAGCUUCAGAAGACGCCAUCAGUUUCCAGAGACUCUCAUACACUUCACUUGAAAAAACCUGCACGGACCGUCAGACCUGCUUCUGAGACAUCUGCAAGAGUAGAGAGAGAUGGAGACCAACAGAACGGAAACAACCCCACCGGACACAAGCAGUUCAAAGCAGAGAAGAGGAAAAGAAAGGAUGAAAAAGAGAAACCGGUGAACAAAAGGAAGAAAGUCGAGGAGGUGGAGAAUAAAACAGCAGAGCCUGAUCUCUGGUUUGAUGAUGUGGACCCUGAUGACAUCGAAGCCACCUUAGGGUCCGAGGCUGCAGACAUCGUACGAAAACGUAGCGGGAUGCUGAAGUCCAGCGCAGAAGUCGUAGAGCAAGUGCUGGUGAAAGAGCACGCGUUUGAGGGAUUGACCCGUGCUGUCGCUAUGGACUGUGAGAUGGUGGGUGUUGGCUGUGAUGGGGAGGACAGCAUUCUAGCGCGAGUCUCCAUCGUCAACCACUUUGGGAAAUGCAUCUACGAUAAAUAUGUCAAGCCCACGGAAAAGGUUACGGACUACAGGACGGCUGUUAGUGGAAUCAGACCGGCGGACAUCGAAAAGGGUGAGGACAUCAAGACAGUCCAGAGAGAAGUGGCUCAGAUUCUGGAAGGAAGAAUAUUAGUGGGACACGCCAUUUACAAUGACUUAAAGAUUUUGCUGCUGGAUCAUCCCAAGAAAAUGAUCAGAGACACACAGAAAUACAAACCAUUUAGGCAGAGAGUAAAGAGCGCACGUCCUGCAUUGCGUGUCUUAUGCAAAGAGAUUCUCAAUGUUAAAGUCCAGCAGGGUGAACAUUCAUCUGUUCAGGACGCUCAGGCCACUAUGAGGCUAUACACGCUGGUGAAGAAGCAGUGGGAGGCGGAUCUUAAAGCGGCCCGCGCCGGUCAAUAUAAGAAGAGCCCACGAAAACCUAAAACUCCUAAAAACCAGAGCAAAUGAAUUUCAAUCGGCCAAUAAAAAAAAAAACUAAUCGCAAAAAAUUCUAGACUGAAACAUGGAUCUGUGCAGGGAACUGUUUUAUCAACGUACAGUAACACUGUCUUCAGUUACGAUAUGAUGAACUGUGUUUAAUAUUCCUGUCUGAAUGUAUCUUGAAUUGUAUCUUCUGUUAUUUGAGGAAUGAGAGCAUCAGACCGUUCAGAUUAUCAGUGUUAUAUUGAGCUCUUUUAUACAGAGUAAUGUAAAUGUAUAUUUUGAUGUGACUGUUAUUGGAGAAUUUCAUAGUUUUCUAUCUGAACUGCUAUUAAAGACCCCACACGAUGA
Molecule: messenger RNA, 1898 nt
Organism: Carassius auratus (goldfish)
Lineage: Eukaryota; Metazoa; Chordata; Actinopteri; Cypriniformes; Cyprinidae
Product: RNA exonuclease 4-like
Exons: 8
Coding region: 315-1574 (419 amino acids)
Biological process (GO): DNA catabolic process; rRNA processing
Cellular component (GO): nucleus
Molecular function (GO): nucleic acid binding; 3'-5' exonuclease activity
Source: RefSeq, a predicted model, not a curated record